UGUAUGGUCUGUGGAGAGCGGAUAUAGUGAAUGUGGGGUCCGGGAGAGCGGAUAUAGUGAAUGCGGGGAGAGCGGGUAUAGUGAAUGCUGGGUCCGGGGAGAGCGGGUAUAGUGAAUGCGGGGUCCGGGGAGAGCGGAUAUAGUGAAUGCGGGGUCCGGGGAGAGCGGAUAUAGUGAAUGCGGGGUCCGGGGAGAGCGGAUAUAGUGAAUGCGGGGUCCAGGGAGAUCGAAUAUAGUGAAUGCGGGGUCCAAGGAGAGUGGAUAUAGUGAUGGCGGGGUCCGGGGGAGACCGGAUAUAGUGAAUGCAGAGUCCGGGGAGACCGGAUAUAGUGAAUGCAGAGUCCGGGGAGAGCGGAUAUAGUGAAUGCGGGGUCUGGGGAGA
This is a messenger RNA of Staurois parvus, 382 nucleotides long. The record is from the annotation of a GenBank genome assembly. NCBI's taxonomy places the organism in Eukaryota, Metazoa, Chordata, Amphibia, Anura, Ranidae.